Gossypium raimondii (Peruvian cotton) is the source of this 3186-nucleotide messenger RNA. RefSeq names its product protein PAT1 homolog 1. Bases 232 to 2622 code for a protein of 796 amino acids. Gene Ontology annotation, molecular function: RNA binding. Gene Ontology annotation, biological process: P-body assembly; deadenylation-dependent decapping of nuclear-transcribed mRNA. Lineage: Eukaryota; Viridiplantae; Streptophyta; Magnoliopsida; Malvales; Malvaceae. The transcript is spliced from 5 exons. The record is from RefSeq and is a predicted model, not a curated record. Gene Ontology annotation, cellular component: P-body.
ACUUUUCUUUCAAUUUUGUUAGUAUUAUCUCCUUCGUCUCUCUCUCCUUCUCUGAGACUGAGAGACAAUGGGAUUUCAUUCUUUCCUUCCUUCUAUUUCUACCUAAAUAAAAACCCUCCUAAUCCCCCUUAAUUUACGCCUCUUGCCCUCCUCCUCCUCCUCCUUCUCCUUCUCCUUCUUCUUGCUGCUGCUGCUGUGUCUAGGGUUUUCCUUGUAGGUUGGGUUUGUAAUAUGGAGAGAUCGGAUGGCAAACUUCCUAUCAACUUCUUUCAAACUUCCUCAGAUAAUGCGCAUUUUGAUGCUUCCCGGUAUGAAUUUUUUGGUCAAAAUGCCAUGGAAGAAGUGGAGUUGGGAGGUUUGGAAGAUGGUGAAGUGGAAGCUCCUGUUUUUGCAUCCAUUGAAGAUGACGAAUACCAUUUGUUUGAUAGAGGAGAUGUUGGAAGUUUAGGGUCACUAUCUGACAUGGAUGAUUUGGCUAGUACUUUUGCAAAGUUGAAUAGGGUUGUCACAGGACCAAGACAUCCAGGAGUUAUUGGUGAUAGAUCCGGUUCUUUUUCAAGGGAAAGUUCAUCUGCUACUGACUGGGCUGUAGAUGGAGAGCAUUUAAACUGGAUGGAUCAGCAUAUGUUCGAAACAGAAGAUUCCCAAGAAAGCAAAAGAUGGUCCUCACAGCCACAACUGACUUCUGCUCGUUUUUCAGAAUUAAAGCCAUUGUAUAGAACUUCGUCAUAUCCCCAGCAGCUGCCAGAGCCUCACUUCUCAAGUGAACCAGUUGUUGAGCCCAAACCAUCAAUCUUCACAUCUUUCCCUCCUCCUGGUAGCAGAUGCCAACAAUCUUCACCUGGCAACCUAAAAGUUCCAGUUCUUACUAGUGGAUCUCCAUCACCCUUCUCUGCAGCAAGCCUCUCUUCAUUGUCCAACUCCAGUCUUCAUCUGGCUGGUCUAUCUCAUGGAUUACAUUUUGGUGGUAAUUUGUCCCAGUUAACAUCUCCUGGCCCAUCUUUUAGUAGUAUGUCGCUAAAUCAUUGGGUUAACCAGUCUGGUCUACUACAUGGAGAACGUGCUGGUCUUUUGCAUCUUAUGUUGCAACAGCAAAUACCUCAUCAAAAUGGCCUAUUGUUCCCACAGUUAAUGUCACCUCAACAGCAGAGAAUACACCAUUCAGUUCAACCAUCUUUGGCACAUUUUGCUGCAUUGCAAUCUCAAGUGUAUAAAUCUCAUCCUUCACAUAAAAUGGUGUUUGGACUGGCUGAUCUUAGGGAACAUCGGACUAAAUCAUCACAAAGAAACAGGCAGAGCAUGCGUUUGUCUCAGCAAAGUUCUGAUGCUGGUAGCCAGAAAAGUGAGAGUGGGUUGGUACAAUUCAGAUCCAAGUAUAUGACUGGUGAAGAGAUAGAGAGUAUUCUCAAGAUGCAGCAUGCCGCCACACAUGGUAACGAUCCUUAUGUAGAUGAUUAUUACCACCAAGCUUGUGUUGCCAAAAGAUCUUCUGGAUCCAGGGCUAAACAUCAUUUUUACCCAUCUCACCCAAAAGAAUCACAUUCUCGAACCCGUAACAGUGGAGAGCAGCAUUUGCAUCACCAUGUUGAUGCACUCGGGAAGGUCCCCCUCUCUUCCAUUCGUAGACCCCGUCCUCUACUUGAAGUUGAUCCUCCCUUGGGCUCAGGUGAUGGUUCUGAUCAGAAAACUGAGAGGCCUCUGGAGCAGGAACCUAUGCUUGCAGCUAGAAUCACCAUUGAAGAUGGUCUCUACCUUCUUCUUGAAAUAGAUGAUAUUGACCGGCUCAUACAAUUCAGUCAGCCCCAAGAUGGUGGGGCUCAGCUCAAAAGGAGGCGGCAGGUCCUGCUUGAAGGUAUGGCAGCAUCACUUCAGCUUGUUGAUCCGCUUAGCAAAGGUGGGCAUGCAGUUAGCUGUGCUCCCAAAGACGACAUCGUGUUCCUAAGAUUAGUCUCCCUUGCAAAAGGCCGGAAGCUCAUCACUAGGCUCCUUCAGGUUCUCAUCCCUGUUAGUGAGCUUAUGCGAAUAGUGUGCAUGACCAUUUUCCGUUACUUGAGAUUCUUGUUUGGUGGUCUUUCUGCUGAUCUGGAAGCAGCUGAGACAACUAAUGACCUUGCAAAGACAGUUUCCGUGUGUGUUAAUGGCAUGGAUCUUCGUGCACUUAGUGCAUGCCUUGUUGCAGUUGUUUGUUCUUCGGAGCAACCACCACUUAGGCCUCUUGGAAGCCCUGCUGGGGAUGGUGCUUCUGUUAUCAUAAAAUCAGUUCUUGAAAGGGCCAGUCAACUUCUAAGUCAUCCCUCUGGAAAUUGCAGCAUGCCUAAUUAUACUCUCUGGAGGGCUUCAUUCGAUGAAUUUUUCGCCCUUCUUACCAAGUACUGUGUUAGUAAAUAUGAGACAAUAAUCCAAUCAAUACAUAACCAGACUCAGCCCACCACAGAAGUCAUCGGUUCAGAGGCUAUAAGGCGUGAAAUGCCUUGUGAACUUCUACGAGCUAGUCUUCCUCACACUAAUGAAUCCCAGAAGAAGCUUUUGAUGGACUUUUCUCAGCGUUCGGUGCCCAUGAACGGAUCCAAUUCGCCUGCUGGGAGUACUAGCCGAAUCAACUCUGAAACGGUAAGGGUCUAAUAAAGAAGGGAAGGGUAGCAUGCAAAUGUUGUGAACAAUGCAGUUGAUAGGAUGUAGAAUGAGAGAACAGAGGGGAAGAGGUAUGCAUUAUUGUCCUCCUUCCUCUCUUCUUCCCUUUUCCUAAGAUCAUGAAAGUUGAUCGAAUUUAUUCUAGCAACACAGAUGAAUGUGGUGUGAUGGGGGAGAGUUGGUGAUUGGAAAUUGUUAGUGUAGCUUGUGGGGAGCUUUAUUUUGGUGCUCUGCUUUGAGACACUCCGAUACCAAGGGGAGUCGUAAUAUUAGUGGGUUGGAAUGAAAAUGAAUGUACAGUUGGUCGCUUACUGAACCUUGGGAACACUCCUUUUCUAUACUGUUCCAAUUACAGUAGCUCUGAGGGAGUCCGAUGAUGUCCAAAUUGGGUGGGUUUGUGGCUUUUCUAGUCUACUUGAGUUAUUGAAGGGGGGUGGGGGAUGAAGGGCUGGCUUCUGAGAGCAAUUCAAAAUCAACCUGUAAAAAUAGAAAAAGAAAUGUUUUAUAUGAUCAGACUUUGCUUUUAAUUCUAAAUGCAAAUCAAGAUUUGUUGCU